UACAGAUAAGUUGCUUUUCCAACAUGGUAUUAGAGCCAUAGGUUCUUUUUUCGCACGCGCAACUCGUGCUAUUUUUCCUCCUUCCCGACGCUCUCGCUGCAGCCUUUCUCGCCGACGCUUCCUCCCGCGUCGUGCUCGUGCUGCAGCCGCGUCUCCAGCUCGGCCCGUGACAUCUCGCUGCUAUCCGCCGCCAGCUUUGGUCUCUCGUCCCGCUCCAGCUCGGAUCUCGUUUCUCCAGGACGUCUCCCGCUCCAGCUCGGAUCGAUCCAGACGGGAUCGAAUCCGGGUCUUCUUUCCGCUCGGGACAGGAGGCGGCUCAUACGCGUCUAAAUCCGGAGGCCGCCGCUGUUACCGAUCCACAAAGCUGCUGCUGCUCUCAGUACGCGUAACAGCCGCCGCUGUUUCCGAUCCACAAGCUGUUGCUGCUCUCAGCACGUAAUAGCCGCCACUGUUACCGAUCCACGAGCUGUUGCUGCUCUCGGUACGGCUAACAGCCGCCGCUUCCUCCACGUGAAAACUGAUCCACCAGCCGCCGCUAAGUCACUGCUGCCAGCCGCCGUUCCUAAAAAAAAAAUGUCUGCUGCAUUCGGCUACGUUGUUGUUCCUCAUUGUCCGGUGAUCUUUGAUGGCGCUAACUACACCGAGUUCAUUGGCUUCAUGCGCAUUCACAUGCGUGCCAUCCGUCUAUGGGGUUUUCUUUCUGACGAGGUAUGACCGCCAUGUCCAGUUCCUCCCAUGGCUCCUACUCCGCCGACUCCACCGGCUCUUCCUGCGGAUGCUCCUCAGACCACAAAGGAUGCGGCUAAGCUUGCUGACGAGGCCGCUGUGAGUGCUUAUGAUGAGAAGGUCUUGGCUUAUGAGGAGGCUCUUUAGCUGUAUCACGGUGCUCUGUCCGCUUACACCCAGUGGCUUGAUGAUGAUGCUCGUGCUGCAGCUGUUCUCACUGCUAGUGUUCUGACUCAGUUUGCCUCUGAGUUUUUGGGCCUUCCUACUGCCUUUGAGAUGCGGACUCGCCUUCGUCAGCGCUAUGCGCCCUCUGGUGAUGCCUUAUACUUCUCCGUGGUUCGUCAGGAGCAUGCUCUUCAACAGGGUGACUCUACUGUUGAUGACUUCUAUGCACAGAGUUCUGCUAUCUGGCGCCAGCUCGAUUCUCUCCGCGCUGCUGGUUGUCGUACUUGCCCCUGUUGCCAGGCUGUCCAGGCCAACUUGGAGUUUCAUCGCGUCUACGAGUUCCUGUCUCGGCUCCGUAAGGAGUUUGAGUCCCGACGUGCUCAGUUGUUUGCUCGUGGCCGUAUUUCUCUCAUGAAGGCGCUUUCUGAGAUUCGUGCUGAGGAGACUCGCUUACGUGGUGCUGGUUUGCUGGAGGUUCCCUCGGUGCUCGCUGCUCGGGCUACUUCUACGCCACCUACUGCACCGACCCCUUCUCACUCGAGUGCUCCGCCGCUCUUGCCCACUCCUUCUGGAGGCUCAGAUCGCCUCCGUCCACAUUGUGGCUACUGCAACCAUGAUGGUCAUAUUGAGUCCCACUGCUACACGAAGAAGAAACACUUGCGCCAGGCGCAAUCACCAUCUACAGAGACUUCGUCAUCUACCUCGACAGCUUCAGCCAUCGCUUUGACUGAGCAAGAUAUUCUGAGACUUAAGCGUCUGCUCGCUGCUUCAGGUUUUCCUCGACGGGUACUGCUGGUAUUGUGACUCAGGCUUUCCGCACUGAGCAACCACCUUCUACACAGUCAGGACCGUCUCACGCACACUCUGGUUGGAAUUGCCUUCGCCGCCAUGAUUUUUUUUUUCUCUUUCGCUGCCAUCAUCCCUAAUCUAGUGGGUGUUUUCUAGUUUUCUUUGUUUUCCGCUGCGUCCACCAAAUCCGUUGAUAUUUUGUGUUUUCCCAUGCCAUGGGAGUCCACCAUAUCUUAGUCCGUCAGCCUUUCUCCGGUCCUGAUCCUUUCUAUGCAACUUUUGUGGCCUACUUGCCCUUGUUGUUUUCUAUAAGAUUGUCUGGACUUCUUUUGCAUUGUCGAUCUACGUCUAUCGUGCCUUAUCCGCCGAGCUUCUUUCGCCGACGGUUGUCGUGGAUUAUGAUUUUCUGCACAAUGCUUUAUUCUCUUGAUGUGCCAUCUUCUUUUGACAACCCAUCUUCUCUUGAUACUUAUGUUGUAUCUUCAAGUGAUGCGGUGUCUUUCUCUGAUGUGCCAUCUCUUCGGUGUCUUCCUCUGAUGUGUCAUCUUCUUUUGACAACCCAUCUUCUUUUGAUACUUAUCUUGUAUCUUCAAGUGAUGCGGUGUCUACCUCUGAUGUGCCAUCUCUUCGUUCUCUCCUUCGGCGACUCGACAAGUUUUGAAGACUCUUCAUGCUACGACGACACUCUCAAGACGCGGAUUUGGAUUAUCAUUGUUUUUUAGUAUUACACUUCUUCAAAUGCAAUGCUAUUGCAUACGCUUUGCAUUUGAGGGGGAGUGUUAGGAAGUAUUAGUAUUAGUCUAGAAGUCCUUAUUAGUCUAUUAGUAUUAGUCUAGGAGUCCUUAUUAGUCUAUGUUUACUUUCCUUGCACCUCAAGUUAUGUGUAAUAUAUAUAUGCCCCUUGGGCCUUCAAUACAGAUAAGUUUCUAACAAGAUCGUCUAUAAGAAGGGACUUAAUCCCAAUGAAUAAAGAGGUCAAUUUAGAGUAUUUUCUUACAGUAGCUGCCUAAAGUAAUCAGUAAUUCGUGUUCUUUCAAUCCACCAGAGUAUUCAUUAAAGAUUGUACAACAAGAAGGACAAUAUAGGAUAUUCCACAAAUAAGAAAUAAAUGGACAAUGUAGGAAAUAAGAGAAUGGAUAUAUUAUACAGGAAGUGAUUGCAG
Molecule: messenger RNA, 2842 nt
Organism: Hordeum vulgare subsp. vulgare (domesticated barley)
Lineage: Eukaryota; Viridiplantae; Streptophyta; Magnoliopsida; Poales; Poaceae
Exons: 1
Coding region: 1003-1695 (230 amino acids)
Source: RefSeq, a predicted model, not a curated record